Messenger RNA from Jatropha curcas, 3439 nucleotides. RefSeq names its product Insulinase (Peptidase family M16) protein. The record is from RefSeq and is a predicted model, not a curated record. NCBI's taxonomy places the organism in Eukaryota, Viridiplantae, Streptophyta, Magnoliopsida, Malpighiales, Euphorbiaceae. Gene Ontology annotation, molecular function: metalloendopeptidase activity; metal ion binding. Gene Ontology annotation, biological process: proteolysis.
GUAAAAAAAUAUUUAUAACAGACACGCAAUCUUUCAAAUUGUCCUCUCAAGAGUGGAAAGGAAAUUCGACGGGAGGGAGAGAUGGAUUUGCUUCCGUCGGAGACAUCAAAGAUCGCUAAUAAACACCGUUUUCGGUCACUGAAACUGGUUAACGUUGACCUUGACCAAGUUCUAGAUGACCAGCCCUUCGGCGCUGACUAUGGUCGCCUCGAUAAUGGCCUUUUUUACUAUGUUCGCCGGAAUUCCAAGCCUCGAAUGCGUGCCGCUCUAGCUCUCGCUGUCAAGGCUGGCUCAGUUUUGGAAGAGGAAGAUGAGCGAGGAGUAGCUCACAUAGUAGAGCAUCUCGCUUUUAGCGCUACUAAAAAAUACACGAAUCACGAUAUUGUUAAGUUUCUUGAGAGUAUUGGAGCAGAGUUCGGCGCUUGUCAAAAUGCGGUCACAUCUGCUGAUGAGACUGUGUAUGAGCUGUUUGUGCCUGUUGACAAGCCGGAAUUGCUAUCUCAAGCCAUUUCUGUCUUGGCUGAGUUCAGUACUGAGGUUAGGGUAUCGAAAGAUGAUUUGGAGAAAGAAAGAGGGGCUGUUAUGGAAGAGUAUAGAGGCAAUAGGAAUGCUAGCGGAAGAAUGCAGGAUGCCCAUUGGAUUCUGAUGAUGCAAGGUUCAAAGUAUGCUGAUCGCUUGCCAAUUGGAUUAGAGAAGGUGAUUCGGACUGUUUCUGCCGAGACUGUAAAGCAAUUUUACAGGAAAUGGUACCAUCUGCAUAACAUGGCAGUAAUUGCUGUUGGAGAUUUUUCUGAUACCAAGAGUGUAGUUGAGUUGAUAAAGAUGCAUUUUGGUGCGAAAUAUUCAGAACCUGAACCUCCACAAAUACCAAUCUUUCAAGUUCCAUCUCAUGAGGAAUCACGUUAUUCGUGUUUUGUUGAAUCUGAAGCUGCUGGCUCUGCAGUGAUGAUUAGCUAUAAGAUGCCAGCAGAUGAGCUGAAAACAGUGAGAGACUACAAGGAUAUGCUUGUAGAGUCCAUGUUUCUCUAUGCUCUAAACCAGAGAUUCUUUAAAUUGUCUCGUAGAAAAGAUCCACCCUAUUUCUCAUGCUCUGCUGCAGCAGAUGCUCUAGUUCGUCCAUUGAAGGCUUGCAUAAUGACUUCAUCCUGUAAAGAGAAAGGGACUCUAGAGGCACUAGAAUCAAUGCUCCUAGAGGUCGCAAGAGUACGGUUACAUGGUUUUUCAGAUCGUGAAAUAUCUAUUGUUCGUUCUUUACUAAUGGCAGAGAUCGAGUCUGCCUAUCUGGAACGUGAUCAAACGCAAUCGACCAGCUUGCGAGAUGAAUUUUUACAGCAUUUUCUCCGGAAUGAACCUGUUGUUGGGAUUGAGUAUGAAGCUCAACUUCAAAAAACAAUUCUACCUCAGAUAUCGGCACUAGAGGUAUCCCAGUAUUCAGAGAAGUUGCGAACAUCAUGUAGCUGUGUCAUAAAGACAAUCGAACCCCGAGCUUCUGCAACGGUUGAUGAUCUGAAAAAGGUUUUAUUGAAAAUAAAUAUUCUUGAGGGAGAAAGAAGCAUUCCUCCUUGGGAUGAAGAAAAAAUUCCAGAGGAAAUUGUUGCUACAAUGCCAAAUCCAGGGAGUAUCCUACGUCAGCUUGAAUAUUCAAAUAUUGGAGCUACAGAAUUAAUCCUAUCAAAUGGCAUGCGAGUUUGCUAUAAGUGUACAGACUUCCUUGAUGAUCAGGUUCUUUUUACAGGGUUCUCAUACGGUGGGCUAUCUGAAAUCCCAGAAAGCGAUUAUUUCUCAUGCUCAAUGGGAUCAACCAUUGCUGGAGAAAUUGGCAUAUUUGGCUAUAGACCAUCAGUUCUGAUGGAUAUGCUUGCUGGUAAGAGAGUUGAAGUUGGUACAAAACUAGGAGCAUACAUGAGAACUUUUUCAGGAGAUUGUUCACCCUCAGAUUUGGAAACAGCUUUGCAGCUUGUCUAUCAACUAUUCAUAACAAAUGUGAUACCUGGAGAAGAAGAUGUCAAUAUUGUGAUGCAAAUGGCAGAGGAAGCAGUUCGUGCUCAAGAGAGGGAUCCUUAUACUGCUUUUGCAGACAGAGUCAAGGAGCUCAACUAUGGGAACUCCUAUUUUUUUAGGCCAAUUAGGAUAAGUGAUCUACGGAAAGUUGAUCCACUAAAAGCUUGCGAAUAUUUUAACAGCUGUUUUAGGGAUCCAUCGACUUUUACUGUCGUGAUUGUUGGGAAUCUUGAUCCUACUAUUGCGCUUCCUCUCAUGUUGCAGUAUUUGGGUGGAAUACCAGAACCUCCUGAACCUAUUCUCCACUUCAACCGGGAUGAUCUCACAGGCUUACCGUUCACAUUUCCUACACGCAUAAUUAGUGGUCCGAAGCCCAAUGGUGGAGGCUCAAUGUUCAGUUCAGCUAAGCUUUCCUGUGGUGCUGAAGAAUGGGACAAUGAUCUGAUAGCCGAGAUCCCUUUCUUCUAUUGGACAAAAAUAAAUUGGCAGGUAGAAGAGAUACACUGCAUUGGCUUCCUGAGCAAACUUCUUGAAACGAAAAUCAUGCAAGUGCUACGUUUCAAGCAUGGGCAGAUAUACUCUGCUGGUGUCUCAGUAUUCCUUGGUGGUAAUAGACCUUCUAGAACUGGUGAUAUACGUGGUGACAUCAGCAUAAUUUUUUCUUGUGAUCCUAGAAUCUCCUCAAAGCUGGCUGAUCUUGCAUUGGAUGAAAUAUUACGGCUCCAGGAAGAAGGGCCUUCAGAUGAAGAUGUUUUGACUGUUCUUGAACUUGAGCAAAGGGCACAUGAAACCGGAUUACAGGAGAACUUCUACUGGCUGGAAAGGAUUUUACGUAGUUACCAGUCAAGGAUCUAUAAUGGUGAUUUGAGCAAUGCUUUUGAGAUUCAAGAUGAAGGACGUUCUAAUGUUAGGCAAUCUCUAACAACAUCAACAGUGCAAUUGACACUGCAAAGGAUACUGCCGUAUCCUUGCAAAAAACAGUAUACUUCAGUCAUUCUAAUGCCUCAGACGUCUCGCUUCCAGUUGCUGACGUCAUUCUUCCAAUCUACUCAGACCAGUUAUGCUAGAGACGCCAAGAUUAUAGCAAGCGUUGCUGGUCUAACUGUUCUGGCUCUGAGUUUCUGGAGAUACUCAAGAAGUGCCCUGAGAUCCUAGGAAGCUUUUUCUUUGCAGAGUUUCAUAUACUUAGGACGAACAAGGUUUUCAACAGGAAUUUAGAGUUUGUUUACUAAAAAUUUGAUUACAUACAUUAGCUAAAGGAAAAAUGAGCAUCGUCACUGGUUUAGGGGAAGCAACUUAGAUAAUAUAAAUGAGCCUAGUACAAUUCUUGUAUGGUGUAACAAUAGUUUAAGUUCAAUUUUUUGUUUUUUUGUACGGUGUAAUAUUAUUAUUUAAUGCUAAAGAUAAGGGAUAUUUUUACUAUGGACUUUCUUUUUCA